Messenger RNA from Nannizzia gypsea CBS 118893, 3453 nucleotides. RefSeq names its product IRE protein kinase. The record is from RefSeq and is a predicted model, not a curated record. Gene Ontology annotation, molecular function: ATP binding; RNA endonuclease activity; protein serine/threonine kinase activity. Gene Ontology annotation, cellular component: IRE1-TRAF2-ASK1 complex. The transcript has 2 exons. Lineage: Eukaryota; Fungi; Ascomycota; Eurotiomycetes; Onygenales; Arthrodermataceae. The coding region runs from base 1 to 3453 and encodes 1150 amino acids. Gene Ontology annotation, biological process: protein phosphorylation; IRE1-mediated unfolded protein response; mRNA processing.
AUGAUCUGGCGGCUUCGAGGGUCUCGCGCAUCCUUCCCCGCGAGCCUCGCCAUCCUUUUCCCUCUCCUAGCAGCUCAGCAGCAGCUGCUACUCGCUCAGGCCGGCGAUGUGCCUCUGGCAGCCUCCUUUCGCGGUGCUGCUCCCGAUGCCAGCCUGCGGUUACCCAACGCAGUAUCCGAUCCCGUCCGUCCGCCCGUGAGGUCUGAUGAGAGCGCCCUUGAAACACUGGCUCUGGCGGCCUCUGGCUCCGCCGUUCGAGCACCUCCUGUCCAGAUCAGCAGUCGGAACGACCCGACUCCGCAGCUUCAAGCGCGAUCUCUACAGGACUGGGAAGUGGAGGACUUUGUCCUAUUGGCGACCGUCGAUGGCACAAUUCACGCAAGAGACCGGAAGACUGGUGCUCCCCGCUGGGCGUUGGAAGUGCCCAGCAGCCCCAUGGUAGAGACCGUCUACCACAGAGCAAACCGCUCGCACUCGGCCAAGGAUGCCCAGUUUGAAGACGACUUUCUCUGGAUUGUCGAACCUAGCCGUGAUGGCAAUCUAUUCAUCUACAACAAGGGCCAGAACGGUGGCCUGCAGCGGCUGGGAUUGACCGUUAAAAUGCUCGUUGACGAGACUCCUUACUCCGGCGUUGACCCUCCCGUUACGUAUACCGCCAGGAAAGAGACUACUCUCUAUACUGUUGACGCCAGGACCGGCUCAAUCCUCCGCAUGUUCAGUUCCCGCGGACUCGUGGAUCCAGACCAGACCUGCCGGCGGCUCAAUGACUUCAAACCGGCCGGAGACGAGUGCAAGUCCGGCGGCAAGCUUACCCUUGGGCGUAUCGAGUACACGGUCUCCAUCCAGAAUACAAACACCGGUCAGCCCAUCUGUACGAUCAAAUAUGCCGAAUGGACUCCAAACAACCGUGACGUCGACCUCCAGAGCCAAUACUUCAAAACUAUGGAUGAGCGCCACAUAUACAGCAUGCACGACGGAGUCAUCUUCGGGUUUGACCACUCCAAGAUAGAUGGCCGCCGCUACACCCAACGGUUCAGCUCGCCUGUAGCCCGCGUGUUUGACGUUGCUCGUCCCAUGUCCUCUGACGAGCCUGACACGCCACUAGCUAUCCUUGCGCAGCCUCCGUCCACCAAUGACUACGGAUCGGCGGGUCUUGAUAACAGGGAGUCUCGCGUUUUUAUCAAUUGCACAGAAACAGGUGGCUGGUACGCCAUGUCCGAGCUUACUUACCCGCUCGUCACCGGUCGAGCACGUAUAGCAGACUGCUAUAAUAGAGACUUCUUGUCCCAGGACAGGCCGAUCACGGCUCUAGACCUCGCACAACAGAAAGCUGUCCUUGUUGGCGUACACUCUCUCACGGAACCGUCAGCCCAUUUUCAUCCUAACAUUCCUAGCAUCUCCGGCCCGCCUGCAGAAUCUUCCAAUGACACUCCCAGGGAUGUAUCGAGGGAACCGGAAAAGCUCCCUGCGCCGGCUGGUCCAGGCAGGAACAGCGUAAUCAUACGCAAGGGCUGGGACAAUGCACUGGACAUAUUUGUCACUCUCGUUCUAUUAUUCAUUGGCACUUUCAUUUACUACAAUACCCAGAACCUUCAGGAGCUGAUGAAGCACCGUCUUGAUCUGAAGAAUAUAAUUUCCAUACCUGACAGUUCAGUUACAACAAGCUCCAAAGAAAUUGAACAGAAACCCACGGAUGAACAAACAGAAUAUCCUUCACUAGUUGUUCAUCCACCCCCAGAGAAGGAAGAGCAAAAGGAACCAGACGAACCAGUCGCAGAAUCCAAAGCCGAACCUGUGGCAGUGGAUCCAAAUGCAUCCAGUCCACUGUCCUCGGAGUCAAACCAAGAAACACCUUCGGCGGAAGCCCAAACGCCAAAUGCGGGUGAACCCGCCGAAGCGGAAGAUCCCGCAGCGAAGACUCCACGAAAGAAAGCCCGUCGCGGGAGAAGGGGUGGCCAGGCACACAAGCGUGGCAAAAAGAAUACUCAGGACAGUGCCGAUCCAGAUAAUCCUCCCAGCCAGUCUGGAGGAUCUCAAGGCGCUAGAUUUAAUUUGCAGCCCGAUCUACAACUAGUUCGCACUCCAUCUAACACCGAGGUUAUCGAUGCUGACGGAGCCAUUCGCAUUGGGCAGCUGAAAGUAUACACUGACAAGGUACUGGGACACGGCAGCCAUGGCACAGUGGUCUACAAGGGUAGCUUUGAUGGCAGAAACGUUGCCGUUAAACGCUUGCUCGUCGAAUUUUAUGAUAUUGCAGCCCACGAAGUAGGCCUGCUCCAAGAAAGUGACGAUCACAGCAACGUCAUUCGUUACUUUUGCAGAGAGCAAACCGCGGGUUUCCUUUAUAUUGCCUUGGAGCUUUGCCCAGCAUCGCUACAAGACAUCGUUGAGCGCCCUCAUAACUUCCCAGAGCUCCUUCGGCAUGGUUUAGUCUUGCCGGACAUCCUCCGCCAGAUCACGGCUGGUGUUCGCUAUCUCCAUUCACUGAAGAUUGUUCAUCGGGACCUGAAACCCCAAAAUAUCCUUGUUGCUGCACAAAAGUCUGCACGGGGGUUGAACAAUUUGCGCCUUCUCAUCUCCGACUUUGGUCUGUGUAAGAAGCUCGAAGACAACCAAAGCUCCUUCAGGGCCACAACAGCGCAUGCUGCAGGAACAUCUGGCUGGCGUGCCCCUGAACUUCUCGUCGAUGAAGACCAGUCUAACGUCAACCCAGCUUCGUGGGCUAACAAUGGUACUCUGGACUCCUCUGAACCGGCCGUGGUUGAUCCACAGACCAACCGCAGGGCCACAAGAGCUAUCGAUAUUUUCUCUCUUGGCUGCGUGUUCUAUUAUGUCCUCACUCAUGGAUGUCAUCCAUUUGAUAAGGAUGGCAAAUUCAUGCGUGAAGCAAACAUUGUCAAAGGCCAUUACAACCUCGAUGAACUCCAACGUCUCGGUAAUUACGCCUUUGAAGCAGAGGAUUUGAUUAGUCGCAUGUUAUCUGUAGAUCCUCGUCUAAGACCUGACGCCACUUCAGUCCUGAUUCACCCUUUUUUCUGGUCUCCAGCCGAACGGCUAAGUUUCCUCUGCGAUGUCUCAGACCAUUUCGAGUUUGAGCCAAGAGACCCUCCUUCACCAGCUUUGCAAUGCCUUGAAUCCGUGGCCGAAAAUGUCAUGUACCCAGACAUGGAUUUCCUGAAGCUACUACCGAAGGAAUUUAAAGACAGUCUCGGCAAGCAACGCAAGUAUACUGGCUCAAAGAUGCUUGACUUGUUGCGUGCGCUACGGAAUAAGCGUAACCAUUAUAAUGACAUGUCUGAACACCUCAAGGCCCACAUCGGUGGCCUUCCAGAUGGGUAUUUGAACUUUUGGACAGUGCGUUUCCCGGGAUUGCUAAUAAACUGCCACUGGGUCAUUAGAAGGCUCGGUUUGGUUGACUUAGAGAGAUUCAAGCGAUACUUCACCCCGCCAUGA